AUGUCAGUUAACGCUAAUGCGAUUCUAUCUUUUCUCUCAAUCUUUCUUCUAAUGUCAGAUCCUCCUGAAGACACCAUUCUGCAAUGUCUCUCUCUUCAUUCUGAUCCUUCUUAUCCAAUCUACACCGUCACCUAUUUUUCCAACAACCCGUCCUACCCUUCUAUCUUGAACUCCUACAUCAGAAAUCUCAGAUUCACUGCUCCCACUACUCAUAAACCAUUGUUCAUCGUAACCCCAACUCACAUCUCCCACAUCCAAGCCUCCAUCAUAUGCUGCAAAAGGUUCCAACUUCAGAUCAGAAUAAGAAGUGGGGGCCAUGACUAUGAUGGCCUUUCUUACGUGUCACAGUCCCCGUUUGUGAUCAUGGACAUGUUCAUGAUGAGAUCAGUGGAGGUCAACAUGGAGGAUGAGACUGUGUGGGUGGACUCUGGGUCAACGGUUGGUGAACUUUAUCAUGGGGUUGCUGAGAGGAGCAAGGUGCAUGGUUUCCCAGCUGGUGUGUGUCACAGUGUUGGUGUUGCAGGGCACUUCAGUGGAGGAGGGUAUGGAAACAUGAUGAGAAGGUUUGGUCUUUCUGUGGAUCAUGUUUUGGAUGCUGUGAUUGUGGAUGCUGUGAUUGUGGAUGCUGAAGGGAGAGUCUUAGACAGGGAGCAAAUGGGGGAAGAUCUUUUCUGGGGGAUUAGAGGAGGUGGGGGUGCUAGCUUUGGGGUCAUUGUGUCCUGGAAAAUCAAGCUGGUUCCCGUGCCUGAGGUUGUCACAGUUUUUAGAGUUGAAAAAACAUUGGAACAGGGUGCCACUGAUGUUGUUCAUCGAUGGCAGUAUGUUGCUGAUAACAUCCAUCAUGGUUUGUUUAUUAGAGUGGUUCUUAGUUCUGUCAAAAGGAAGGGUCAGAAGACAAUAAGAGCCAAGUUCAAUGCCCUGUUUCUUGGAAAUGCACGAGAGUUGCUUCGUGUGAUGAGUGAUAGCUUCCCUGAAUUGGGUUUGGUUGGUGAAGACUGCAUUGAAAUGAGUUGGAUCGAUUCGGUGUUGUUUUGGGACAACUUUCCGGUGGGGACUUCGGUAGAAGUUCUGCUUCAAAGGCAUGGUACAACUGAGAAAUUCUUGAAGAGAAAAUCAGAUUAUGUGCAGCAACCUAUUUCCAAAUUUGGCCUUGAAGGUAUAUGGAAUAAAAUGAUGGAGCUAGAAAAACCUGUUCUCGCACUCAACCCCUAUGGUGGGAGAAUGGGUGAAAUUUCUGAGAUGGAAACACCGUUUCCACAUAGAGCUGGUAACUUAUACAAAAUUCAGUACUCGGUGAAUUGGAAAGAGGAGGGUGAAGAUGUUGCUAAUAGAUAUUUGGAUCUGAUUCGGGGUCUCUAUGAUUAUAUGACGCCUUAUGUGUCAAAGUCACCUAGAAGUUCAUAUCUGAACUAUAGAGAUGUUGAUAUAGGUGUUAAUGGGCCUGGAAAUGCUACUUAUGAAGACGCUAGGGUAUGGGGUGAGAAGUAUUUCAAAAGAAACUUUGAUAGACUGGUAGAGGUAAAGACAAAGGUAGAUCCAAGCAAUUUUUUCAGAUAUGAACAGAGUAUACCAUCACUUGCAGGUUCUGGUCUAAGGAUAAUGUCAGAAUAG
Molecule: messenger RNA, 1611 nt
Organism: Sphenostylis stenocarpa
Lineage: Eukaryota; Viridiplantae; Streptophyta; Magnoliopsida; Fabales; Fabaceae
Source: the annotation of a GenBank genome assembly